This is a messenger RNA of Heteronotia binoei (common prickly gecko), 2275 nucleotides long. It is a transcript of the gene CSNK1G1, whose product is annotated as casein kinase 1 gamma 1. Gene Ontology annotation, molecular function: ATP binding; protein serine/threonine kinase activity. Gene Ontology annotation, cellular component: nucleus; plasma membrane; cytoplasm. The record is from RefSeq and is a predicted model, not a curated record. The transcript has 13 exons. Gene Ontology annotation, biological process: positive regulation of canonical Wnt signaling pathway; endocytosis; signal transduction. The coding region runs from base 721 to 2088 and encodes 455 amino acids. NCBI's taxonomy places the organism in Eukaryota, Metazoa, Chordata, Lepidosauria, Squamata, Gekkonidae.
CUUUCUCUUCCCCGCUCCUCCCGUCAGAGCGCGACCACAGAGGGGGGUUCGCGCCCCCAGCUCGUCCCUGCCGCCAGACGCCUCCCUCGCUCCGGAAAGCCGUCGUGGUCUCCUCAGAGGUCUUGUGUCGUUAACGGUCGCCGACAGGCGGGGGCAAGGCCGCGCCUCGAGGGAGGGAAAGGCGACGCGGGACUCGCGCCAUGCUCUGGACUCGCUUUUUUUGUGUGUUCGUGUGAAGGGGGAACACGCGUGUCUGUCGCCUCCGCGCGGGCCAGAAGAGAAGAGGAGGGGGGAUUUUAAUUAAAAAACCCCUUCUCCCCACUCCUUUCGUUUCCUCUCCCCCAAAUCCUCAGCCAUGCACGAGCCUUCGCCCCGCUGUCCCGCGGGCGGGGUCUUCGUGGCCUGGCUCCCCUCGGCGACCCCUUCCCCACGACCCCGCUCCAGGCACGCCAGGAAAGCGCUGAGAAGCUGCGAGCGGCGGAGGACGCGCCGCUGACCGGGGGACGCUCGACAAGUUGUAUAAGAUUUCCCCCCCUCGUUUCUACCUCUUGGAGGAUUCCAGAGCUGCCCAUUGAACGUUCUGUGGACGUGAUGCCAAAAGAUCUCCAAAUGAUUCUAUAGUUUGACCCAAUGGUUCUUCGGGAUAUAUAUUUCUCUCUUCAAGAAUAAAAGUGCACAGUCCAAAUCCCAGUCGCUGGCAGAUAACUUUAUUUUAAGAUCAUGGACCAUUUUCCUAGGGAGAAAGAUGAAAGGCAAAGAACAGGGAAGGGCAAUCCUGGGAGAAGCUCCCACAACUCCCGAGCGUCAAGUUCCUCAUCGACCUCUGGUGUUCUUAUGGUCGGUCCCAAUUUCCGAGUCGGCAAGAAGAUAGGCUGCGGCAAUUUCGGAGAGCUCAGGCUAGGCAAAAAUCUUUACACAAAUGAAUACGUAGCAAUCAAACUGGAGCCAUUAAAAUCCCGUGCCCCCCAGCUGCAUUUAGAGUAUAGAUUUUAUAAACACAUUGGCUGUACAGAAGGCUUCCCCCAAGUAUAUUAUUACGGGCCAUGUGGAAAGUACAACGCCAUGGUACUUGAGCUCCUCGGACCAAGUUUAGAGGACUUAUUUGACAUCUGCGAUCGAACGUUUACUCUGAAGACUGUCUUAAUGAUAGCCAUCCAGCUGAUCAGUCGAAUGGAACUGGUGCACUCAAAGAACCUCAUUUAUCGAGAUGUCAAGCCAGAAAACUUCCUCAUUGGCCGGCAAGGAAACAAGAAGGAACAUGUCAUCCACAUAAUAGACUUUGGGUUGGCCAAGGAAUACAUUGAUCCAGAAACGCAAAAACACAUCCCCUAUCGGGAGCACAAGAGCUUAACGGGAACUGCCAGAUACAUGUCUAUCAACACACAUCUUGGCAAAGAGCAAAGCCGGCGAGAUGACCUGGAAGCCCUUGGCCAUAUGUUCAUGUACUUCCUGCGAGGCAGUUUGCCAUGGCAAGGCCUUAAGGCUGAUACUCUAAAAGAGAGAUACCAGAAGAUCGGGGACACGAAGAGGAACACUCCAAUUGAUGUUCUCUGUGAGAACUUCCCAGAGGAGAUGGCCACUUAUCUUCGUUAUGUCAGGCGAUUAGACUUCUUUGAGAGACCAGACUACGAUUACCUACGGACAAUCUUCACGGAGUUAUUUGACAGGAGAGGAUUCAUCUUUGAUUACGCCUACGACUGGGUCGGCAGGUCAAUUCCCACCCCAGUGGGGCCCCUGCACGUAGAGUCCGGGCCUUCUGUGACCAGAGAAAACAACAUGUUCCGAGAACGAGUAGCUGUACAGCCCCAACGGACUCAGGCCGUAUCAGAACGCCGAGGAGACUGGGAGACCCCUCCAGUGCGGCAAGCCAAUGCUUUGUUCCUGACAACUCACUUGGCUUCAGAGCGGCACGGGGGAUCAGUCCAGGUGAUAAACUCCACUAACGGUGAGCUGAACAUCGACGAGCCACCAGGAAUCCCCCCCAGUACCCAAAUCGCAGAGCGUACCGAGGUGGAAGUAGUGGAGGAAGCUAAGUGCUGCUGCUUCUAUAAGAGGAAAAGGAGGAAGUCUUCCCAGCGCCACAAAUGACAGGCAUCUUCUUGAGGUCUUUGGGGGACACUCUGUUUACCUGCCGUUCCUGCCACGUCUUAUGGAAUGGGGGCUCCUCUUGGGGGAGAGGAUGAGAAACAAGGGACAUCUUAAACCAAAAAGAGAGAAAGAGAGAGAGGGGGGAAAAGGGGGCAGAAUUCCGAAAUAAACACUCAGGUGGAUUCCC